Molecule: messenger RNA, 914 nt
Organism: Physella acuta
Lineage: Eukaryota; Metazoa; Mollusca; Gastropoda; Physidae
Molecular function (GO): protein binding
Source: RefSeq, a predicted model, not a curated record
AUGAAUGACGUGAAUAAAAAAUUAAAAGACCACGCAGAUCAAAUUGAUAAAUUUGCACAGAUAGUUGCCAGCCAAUUUAAAGAGAUUUCUGUUUUACAAAAAGAAGAAAAGAAAAACGUUGCUAACUGCACACAAGAACUUCAUAAACUAAAGACAAUGAUAAGGUAUUAUAAAAUUGACUUCGUUCUUGCAUCUUUAGAUUAUAAAUCAAAUGGCGUGCGAGAAGUCAGUAAUCGAGUAUGCAAGCCUUACUUCUGUCAAAUCCACCUAAACAACAACACACCAGUAACGACUGGAGAAAUUAUUUCUACGUUCUAUGGCGUUAAGGAACAUAACGGCAGCCAUUUCAAUAGAUCAACAGGAAAACUUGUAGCACCAGAUGACGGUUUUUAUUUAGUUAUUGUAACGUUAAAGGAGAAAGAAGAUAAACGGAUUGCAGUGAGCGUCUUCAGUGGAGAAAUAUUACAAAAAGAUUUUUUUGUAAAAUCAGCUUUUACUUCGGCUUCUGGAUCAACCAUUGUUGCAAUGAAGAAAGGGGAAGAGCUAUAUUUUAAAGUAACUGGAGCAGAUGAUGAAGCCAUGCUACACGCAGCCAGUGGCUUCUCUAUUGUCAGACUGUAAAACUGAGUUCUUGUGUAAAUCUUGUGCUAACUAUGAGGCGAACUUUGCCUUUUUAUUUUGAUGUUACAUUAUUGAUGUAGAAAACAAUUUAGACCGUAAUGCCAGGUGGCAGUCAACAUUCUUAAUUUCAACUGUAUAUAAUUAGCUAUUUUAUAUUAUUAUCUACUUAUCUAUCUAUGUAAUAUUAGCGCCCCUGUGGGUCGCGCCUGUGGCGGCCGCUCCAUCCACGCUCCCAGCCACACCUCUGUUAAUAUAAUAAGAUAAUUAUUGUAUUCAUUAAUGUAAUUCUUUUA